UUCUCAGAAAACAUGUCUGCUCUUCGUGGAGUUGAGCGUGUCCUGGCGAAAUGUCAGUCUUGUGUCGAUGCUGGGCAGUUCUACGAAGCUCAUCAAAUGUACAGAACUGUGUAUUUUAGGUACAAUUCUCAACAGAAAUAUGCUGAAGCCAUUAAUUUGCUCUAUACAGGAGCUAGUACUUUGUUGCAACAAAAUCAGCAUACAAGUGGGGCUGAUUUGGCAAUGUUGCUAUUAGAAGUUCUUGACAAAUCAACAGCUCCUGUUAAUAGAGAAAAUAUUGAUAAAAUUGUGAAACUUUUCAAGAUUAUGGACCCAGAAAGUCACGAGAGAUACACUUUCCUUACAACAGCUGUGCACUGGUCCAAAAAAGCAGAAGGCAAAUUCAAAAGAGGUCAUCCAGAAUUACAUCAAAAAUUUGGUGUUAUGUUUUGGGAGGAGAGAAAUUAUGUACAAGCUCGUUAUCAUUAUCUUCAUUCAUGUGAUGGUAAAGGAUGUGCUACAAUGUUAAUAGAAUAUCACUCUGUACGUGGUUAUGCAUCAGAAGCUGAUAUGUUUAUAACACAAGCAGUUCUACAGUAUCUAUGCCUUCAGAAUAAAGAAACAGCCAACGAAGUUUUCACCACCUACACAAGAAAUCAUCCAGCAAUAGAGAAGGGACCACCUUAUGUUAAACCAUUGCUCAACUUUCUAUCUUUCCUACUGUUAGCACUAGAAGGUGGAAAGUUACCUGUGUUUUCUAUAUUAUGUGACAAAUAUGAAGCAUCAUUAAACAGAGAUCCAAGUUAUAAAGAGUAUUUGGAUAAAAUAGGUCAGUUGUUUUUUGGAUUACCUCCACCACAAGCAACAAAUCAAGGAAUAUUUGGUAAUUUACUACAGAGUUUAAUGAAUCAAGCUGAAGAUAGUGAUGAUGAUAUGUCAUUAGAGAGUAGCCAAUAUACUGAGAGACGGGCUGAAAAUCCUCUUGAAUUGGAUUGACCAUUUGCAAUAUAUAACAUAAUAUUUGUCAAGAAAAAGUUAUUCCGAGACAAAACAUGUCUUGUUAUAAUAUUUAUUUAUCAUUAUAUCAAAUAAAGAAUAACUAACUAUUAAACAUUUUCUUUGUUGAACACAUAUACCAUUUACACUGCUAUUUUUCAGUCAAAGUGACAUUAAAUUAUUAGUAUUGUAGUUUUAGUGAGUUACAUUUGGUUCUUAUCUGAUUGCCGUAUGUGAGAUACAGUAUAUCUACAAUGUACAUAGGGAAUGUUGUCAUACUGUACUAUGUGUCAUAUUCUCGGGAUCAUAGAAAGGGGAUUUACGUUUCUUCUGACAUAUGCUUAGUAAGAUUGAUGUAUUUAAAAAGGAAAUAUAACUGCAUAUGUAAGAGUGAAAUGAAAUGUUUCUGUGCUUAUGUUUUUUGGAUACCAUCUUCUGUAGAAAUAUGAACCAACAAUUAUGGCCAGGAGCAGGACAUUUGGCAAGAGGAAUUUAACUAUACUACAUGCAUAAAUGUUUUAAAAAAUUGCAUAUUUUCCAACUCAUAACAGUUACGCAUUAUUGGUAAAUUAUAAAUGCAAGUUUCUAUAGUCCAUGGGGGGUUGGGUGGCCGAAUGGUUAGCAUGCUCGUGCUGUAUCAUAAGGCCUGUCAUUGAGUCAACUGGCGUGGUUUCGAAUCCCCGGUUGUACGUGACAAGGAGUAGGGUCGCCUGUCCAACCUCGUGGGUUUUCUCCGGGUCCUCCGGUUUCCUCCCAAUGCUAAAGACCCCUACGCGCAAGCGAAUUAUUGAAAUAAAAUUAAACCAUAUGUUAGUCCCGAAAUGACCUAGUUUGUGUCGAGUGGACUUUAAACCCCAUUUCUCUCUCUCUCUAUAGUCCAUAUCUAUAUUACUUUGUAUUAUGUCAAUAUGUACUUCUAAAUAUAGUUUAAUGUACUCAAGUUGAAUUAUUGCUCUCUCUUUAUUAUUUUGUCUUUAUAUUGUAAGAUUUUCAUUGAAUAACAGGGUGAUUGUUUUAUUAUAGUUCAGUAUAUUUCAUAAUUCGAUUAUAUUGCUCCUUUUUUUAAAAAAAAAACCAAGGUACAAUACAUUAUUAAAGUAUUAAUUGAUAUUUGUGGCUUAUUGAGUGCUUUUUUGUAUUCAUCUGUAAUUUAUUUUAUUGUAAUAAAGUUUAAUAAGUAUAGUAGACUGUAAUUAUAUUAUUAGUAACAACUUAGUGGUUAAACACAGAUUAUAUAAGUUUAUAAUGCCAUGCUCUAAGCAAAGUGGUCUCAAAUUAAGCAAAUUGUAAGAUAAGACAUUUCCGUCUGUGAUGUAUUUCGAAGUAAGUUUUCCCAAAUUUAAUGUAAUUAUUAAUCUUUGCAUUCUUUCUCAAAUAAUUUUUAAAAAAUAAUAUAAGUAUUUAUUGUACUUUGUGAAUUUAUCAAAGUGCCUUGUUUUUGAUUUUCAUUGACUAUAUAUUAAUUCAUCUUUAUGAUAUAGAAGUUUAUGGAUGAAAUAGGAGAAAAGCAUAAUGAAAUGGUUAUUGAAUGAUGAUAAAUGUAUUGAGAAGCUAGCUAGCUACUUAUGUAAACUUGACCUAUGCAAAUAUUUCAAUGUAUUUAAAUUGUAAAUAUUUAUUUUCUAAAUAAGACUGUGUAAAAGUUUUUUUGUGUGUUUCAUUUAAGGUGUUGAUGUUCUUAUUCACUGGUUGAUUUAUCAAAUUUGAUCUGUAUGAUAAGUGUUGUACACAUUACAUUUAAUUAUCAGUAAAUAUGGUUAUAAAUUAAUUUAAUAACAUAUGCACUACAUGUACCAUUGCCUAUCUGGAUUUUUUAUUUAGUUCAGCUUGUCAUUAAAGCUGCUGGUCCUUGUUUGCAUUUUUUGACCAGGAACUGGUUGCUAACAGCCACUUCAUCUUGUUUUUCUUCUUGGGGUGAUGCUGUCCGAUCAAUAUGAAAAUUGGCAUACAACUUCUUUAAAAAUUCUGCAACGAUUUGGUGAAUUAGAUUUUUGAAUUUCAUCCAACAACAUGGUCAAUUCCUGGUCCAUAGUACGAUAGUACUUGUUACGAUUAUAUCUGAUAAUAUCUACGGCUUAAUCCAUGCUAAAAUGUACACAAUUUGAUUAUUUGAUUAAAAAAAAGAAAAUCAAUA
Messenger RNA from Patella vulgata (common limpet), 3109 nucleotides. RefSeq names its product Golgi to ER traffic protein 4 homolog. Lineage: Eukaryota; Metazoa; Mollusca; Gastropoda; Patellidae. The record is from RefSeq and is a predicted model, not a curated record. Gene Ontology annotation, biological process: protein insertion into ER membrane. Gene Ontology annotation, cellular component: cytosol; BAT3 complex. The transcript has 9 exons. Gene Ontology annotation, molecular function: protein binding. Bases 13 to 975 code for a protein of 320 amino acids.